AUGUCAUGUGAGUUGCCUUUCGAAAUUCCUGUCUAGUACUCAGUCUAGUAACUUUCCUCUUCCUUUUUCUCUCCUUCAUGUUCUUCAAAGUGUUCUCCAUCUGAAUACAUCUGACACAUAGCUUCUCCAUUUUCGAAUUCAUCUACCCAUCCUUCUCCGAUCUGUUAUAAUUGUCGUUGGCGUAAAGAUCACCGAGCCAAUUACUCGGCCACCGAUACAGUCAACAUUUAGGGGAUUUGAAGGGGAAAACAGGGCAAAAUUAUUAAUUCUGUCGUUGAUCAGAAUGUAACACACACACACACGUCCGUCGGGUCGGACUGAUUGGGAAUUCAAAUUUAAAUUCAAGUCUCUCCCAAAUUUAAAUCUUACGUCGCGAUUCGAUUUUCUGCAAACACUUUUUGUCCCUAGCUUCAAGGACGUUUGUGUUUAUGUAAGGGCAACUUCAUUUUAAGGUGCCGAAGGACAACUUGAAGGGCUACACUUUUGCAGAUAAUAUGCGAUGUACGCAUUGCGAACUCAUUUUCAACGACUCAAACUGUGGUGCUUUUCAAUCUGCGCUCAAACUUUUUGUCGCCGCUGUAAUGUUGUUGGUGGCCUAUUCGAUGCGCUUCGCGACCCUCUCAAAUGCAAUCACAGCUACACUUUUCGAACUUUAUAUGUGUCUUUCAGACUCCCCAACGCUUGUCCAAACGAAAAAUCUAUAGGGGCUCAGUAGCGUAUUGUUCGUUGACAGAUGGUUGUUGGCAACAGGUGUCCGGAACUCUUUGGCACAUGUUUACGUUUUAUUCUUCACGCCCCACACUUUUUGACACUAUUUUAGCCCAUUCAUUCCUCAGCAUUCAGCACAACUCGAGAAAGAGCGCGACCCCCAUUGUUAGCCGUUUCAGACUUGAUUAAAAGUGUACUCCCUGCUUAGUGGAACAAUAUUCUGCACCCUCAUUUUUUGUGUCGCGCGCCUGAAGUGAGCCAAAUUAGAAAGAUCCGACGGAGCACUCUCUCCCACUUUCUCUUGCUCUCUGCCAUUCUUCAUCGUUCAGUCGUUCCAUAAAAACAGCAGCGUCUUUUGGCCUUUUGGCGGGUUCGCUGAUUCAUCUCUCGCCCAUUCAUUUCUUUAUCUCUCACAUUCUCUUCAAUUCCAGACGCCGGCAUGAUGCCAAGCUCGAAAAACACUGUACAGCAGGCGGAGGACGAGGAAAAGCAGAUCGGGGUGAGUAAGCGCGCUGAGCAUCGAGCACAUUGCUCAUAUCACGAGUGUGCGCCGGUACAAUCAUUCUUUUCCAUACAUGAGUUUGGUUGUUGGGUGACUGGGUGACUAAAUCGUGACUCAUUGUAGUUUGAACUCUUGAAUUCAAGUUUUCAAAGAGGAUCACCCAGUAGACGACCCAAGAGUUAAAAAAGGUCGAAAUGAAUAAUUCAAGUCUAUUUCAUGUCCGUCUUCAACUCAAAUGACAAUGUUUCAGAAGAGUAAUAUCAUUCGGGAGGACGAGAACGGCGUGUCAACUACCACACCACCUCUGAAAACGCCGUUUAGGAUGACGCCGAUGGUAGCAGCUCUGAUUGCCUCGAAAUGCGAAGCAGAGGCCAGAAAAGAAGUUAGUUUGCAUGUCGGAAUAACUGUUGCAUCAGGUACAUGUUCGGGGGACUUCUAAGAUUAAACUAUUGCAUGCUCAGGAUGAGAUAUAACACUUGAAGUAGCUGAGCUGGCUCAACUUUCACUGUAUUUGUUUCGUUUGAUGUACUAUCAGAAGGUCCAUGAGUCACUGGCUACAUCCUAAAUUUCUCUAAUUAACAGAGGCGAGUGCAGCAAAACAAAUGCUACUCCACGAGAUCUAGGUGCGAUUGAAAACCAACUCCGAGAGAUAUCACCCUUUGGGAUUUUACUAAUGAGGAGAAGUAACCCGAUUUCUCACGUGAGCAGCUCCCGAUAUUAGUUGGAGUGUAGACGUAGCAUCAAAGGGCUACCAAAGAAGAAGAAGAAGAAGAAUGUAGCGAUGCACUGACUAACACGAAACAGUUUUAGAGCUGA
Molecule: messenger RNA, 2026 nt
Organism: Caenorhabditis sp. 36 PRJEB53466
Lineage: Eukaryota; Metazoa; Nematoda; Chromadorea; Rhabditida; Rhabditidae
Source: the annotation of a GenBank genome assembly